Molecule: messenger RNA, 396 nt
Organism: Penicillium waksmanii
Lineage: Eukaryota; Fungi; Ascomycota; Eurotiomycetes; Eurotiales; Aspergillaceae
Exons: 1
Coding region: 1-396 (131 amino acids)
Source: RefSeq, a predicted model, not a curated record
AUGGAGUGCAUGAUCGAUCAGAUCGACGCAAUCUUCAAGGAGCAACAAGCGCAAUCCGAUCUACUUCAGAUCCAAAAAAGCCAAGCUGAAGCAUUCCAUGAGCUUCUCACUAAAGCCCAACCUCGACAAGAGAAACGCCCGAGACCAUCGCUUCCGCAUCCUGAAAAGUUCACUACAAGGACCAGAUUUGAUACGUGGGACGCUGCCAUACGAGGCAAACUCACCGUCGAUGGUGAGGCCAUCGGUGAUGCCAAAGCUCAGUUCUACUAUCUCUAUCUAAAUCUUGAUAGUCAUGUCCAGGCAAUGGUCCUCCCUCGGGUUGCCUCUGCCCGAACCUCUGGUAUUUACGACUACAAUUCCAUCCUCGUUCAGCUCGCCCGUACUUUCGGCCAUUAA